AUGAAUAGGAGAGCAGAACAAGGAACUGCAAAGUCACUACAACUUAAUAGGCUAAUAGGUGGCGACUUUGAACUUUGUAAAAACCCUUCAUUUAUUGAUCGGAGGCUUUCUUUAUUUAAAGUAUUAUAUGCUAAACAAGACAAGGAGAUCCAAGAGAUAGCAGCUAGGAAUGAUCCUAUCUCUAUAACUCUUGCUGAUGGAAGUAUUAGGUCUGGUAUAAGAUUUCUAACUUCACCAAUGGAUAUUGCUAAAACUAUAUCUAAAAGACUUGUAGAAGAAUGUAUAGUGGCAAAUAUAAGAUAUAUAACACCAAUAGAGUCAAAUAUAUCUGUAAUUGAGACUGAUUUUGAAGAAUGUUUAACUUCAAACUAUGAUAAAGAUAUACAAGGUUGGAAACUUUGGGAUAUGACGAGACCAUUAGAAACUGAUUGUGAACUAAAACUACUUAAAUUUGAUACCCUUGAAGCAAAAAGUGUAUUUUGGCACUCUUCUGCUCACAUCUUAGGUCAAUGUAUGGAGAAUGAAUUUGGAAGUUUAUUAACAAUUGGCCCAGCACUAUCCCCUGGUUUUUACUAUGAUUCAUAUAUGGGUAAUAAUAGUGUAUCAAAAGAUGACUACCCAAUUAUUGAACAAUGUGCUAAGAAAGUUAUAUCAGAGAAACAGUCCUUUGAAAGACUAGUUUGUUCAAAAGAAGAAGCAUUAGAACUUUUCCAAGAUAAUCCUUUCAAGCUCUCUCUAAUAUCAUCUAAAGUUCCUGAGAAUGGAAAGACUACUGUUUACAGAUGUGGCAAUUUUAUUGACCUUUGUAUGGGACCUCAUGUGCCACAUACUGGAAUAAUAAAGGCCUUUAAGAUUACAAAGAAUUCUGCAUGUAAUUGGUUGGGAUGCACGGAAAAUGACAGUUUGCAACGCGUUUAUGGUAUAUCAUAUCCUGAUAAAAAAAGUUUAGACGAUUAUAUUGAAUUUUUAGAAGAGGUUAAAAAACGUGAUCAUAGAGUUAUCGGCUCAAAUCUAAAUCUAUUUUUUUUUGAUACAAAUGCCUCAGUAGGAUCAUGUUUUUGGCUUCCACCGGGAGCGAGAAUAUAUAAUAAAAUGAUUGAAUUUAUCCGAUCAGAAUAUCGUAUACGUGGUUUUGAAGAAGUAGUUACACCGAAUAUUUUCAGUUGUGAUUUAUGGAAAACAUCGGGUCAUUACUUUGCAUACAAGGAAAAUAUGUUUCUCUUUGAAGUAGAAAAAAAGGAAUGGGGUCUUAAACCUAUGAAUUGCCCUGGUCACUGUAUUAUUUUUCGUCAUAUGAACCCAUCGUACAAACAGCUACCAAUUAGAAUGGCAGAUUUUGGUGUGCUUCAUCGCAAUGAAUUAUCUGGAGCCCUAAAUGGGUUAACUAGAGUUCGGAGAUUUCAACAGGAUGAUGCUCAUAUUUUCUGUACAGCUGAACAAAUCCAAUCUGAGGUAUUUGCUGCACUCGAGUUUUUGUUUUUUGUCUAUGAUAAAUUGGGAUUUUCAUUCAACCUAUAUCUUGGUACAAUGCCAAAAGAACACUUAGGAACUCGUGAGAAAUGGGAAGAUGCUGAAAACUCACUAAAACUUGCAUUGAAUAGAACGGGUUACCAAUGGAAAGUGAACGAAGGAGAUGGUGCUUUUUAUGGUCCGAAAAUUGAUAUUAUGCUCUGGGAUGCACUUAAACGUCCUCACCAAUGUGGUACUAUUCAAUUAGAUUUUCAGCUACCAAUUAGGUUCAAUCUUCAGUAUAGAUCUGAUGAUAAUAUUCUUACUGAAGGAGGUGAUCAUAACUUGGAUGAGGAACUCAAACCAGGAUACAAGAGGCCAGUUAUUAUUCACAGAGCCAUUCUAGGUAGUAUAGAGAGAAUGGUAGCUGUUAUCUUAGAAAAUACAGGUGGGAAAUUACCAUUUUGGCUAUCACCAAGACAAGCAAUAGUACUUCCUAUAUCUGAGAAGAGCCAUGACUAUGCCAAAUCAAUUGAAAGUGAACUAUGCUGCAUGGGCUAUGAUGUAGGUGCAGAUUACAGCAGCUCAACAAUUAAUAGAAAAAUUCGUGAGGCUCAGUUAUUACAGUGGAACUUUAUGCUUAUAGUAGGUGAAAAUGAGGCGAAAAGUGGAUCUAUCACUGUUAGAUCUCGUGACUCUUCAACUUCCCAACGCAAUAUGAUCCUUAGUGACUUGAUUGCAGAAUUUAAAUUAUUAGGACCUCCGAGGUCAGAUAAAAUCUAA
Messenger RNA from Cryptosporidium muris RN66, 2232 nucleotides. Its product is annotated as threonyl-tRNA synthetase family protein. Lineage: Eukaryota; Apicomplexa; Conoidasida; Eucoccidiorida; Cryptosporidiidae. Gene Ontology annotation, biological process: threonyl-tRNA aminoacylation. The record is from RefSeq and is a predicted model, not a curated record. Gene Ontology annotation, molecular function: ATP binding; threonine-tRNA ligase activity. Bases 1 to 2232 code for a protein of 743 amino acids. Gene Ontology annotation, cellular component: mitochondrion; cytoplasm. The transcript has a single exon.